AGCCCACUGAAGGCACCUGCCGCUGCUGUUGAGGCUGCCGUUCCGCUCCGGGCCUGAGGGGGCGCUGUUAGUUUCAGGCAGGUUUUAACACGACGGUUCAAAAACCUUCUUCGACAAUUCUUCUGGCAUUCAAAAAAGAGACCGACAAAAGAGCGAGGAGAGACAAAUCUCGAAGGUCAAAGUUGAGGGCCAUGGCUCGUGGGCAGCAGAAGAUUCAGUCUCAGCAAAAGAACGCCAAGAAGGCAGCAGAGAAGAAGAAAGGCCAGGCCGCUGACCAGAAAACUGCAGCGAAGGCAGCACUGGUCCACACCUGCCCUGUCUGCCGGACACAGAUGCCCGACCCCAAGACCUUCAAGCAGCACUUUGAGAGCAAACACCCCAAGUCCCCCAUGCCCCCUGAGCUGGUGGAUGUUCAGGCAUGAAGAACUGCUGACAGGACCCGGUAAGACAACGAGCAUUUAACCAAAUACACGAUGACCACCGACUAAACAUUGAAUCACUUCACCUGAAGGCGGUUGAUGACGAACACUGGGACCCAUCAGUAUUCAUGGACAAAACGAUGUUGGGAGGGAGGGGGUGGAAGUGCUGUGUACGUAUGUGUGUUUGUGUAAGAGAAACAAUAGCGAUGGGGCAGAAGUACACCAGCACCCCACUUUUAUAUUUAUUAUGUGCAACUACCGUGCUAUUUCACAUGGGAUAGGGGACCUGCAAGAUUGCCUGCUAACACUGAAUUAAAUUUUCCUGUGACUAAUUACUGGGAGAUGUGAUGAGUCUGAAAAUGCUUCAACGGGAUGUAAAAAAA
Messenger RNA from Etheostoma spectabile (orangethroat darter), 802 nucleotides. RefSeq names its product Zinc finger protein 706-like. The transcript is spliced from 4 exons. Bases 192 to 422 code for a protein of 76 amino acids. NCBI's taxonomy places the organism in Eukaryota, Metazoa, Chordata, Actinopteri, Perciformes, Percidae. The record is from RefSeq and is a predicted model, not a curated record.